Molecule: messenger RNA, 1395 nt
Organism: Aureobasidium musti
Lineage: Eukaryota; Fungi; Ascomycota; Dothideomycetes; Dothideales; Saccotheciaceae
Source: the annotation of a GenBank genome assembly
AUGAAGCCUCGCAAAACUCACCUGAAAUCACGCACAGGAUGUGCAACAUGCCGUGCAAGGCGGAUAAAGUGUGAUGAGUCCAAGCCACAAUGCAUCAACUGUACUCGACGGCAGGUCCGUUGUGACUUUCUGGGAGUUGCAUCCUCUUCACAAACUUCGCCAGAAGAGCCUUCACCUCAAGUGGCUCGUAUUUUGCACGCUCUCUCGGACAACGAUGCAGAUGGUUCCAUCGAACCAGAGCCUGCUUCUCUUCUGAGAUUGUUUCCGACGGAUUGCCCAGACUUGUCAAAGCAGGAACGAUUUCUGAUGGCACAUCUCUGUGGAAUUAGUGAUAAUCUUGUUGCUGCCGGAAUGCAAGAUCUGGAUUUUGGUCUCUCGCUGUUGCCAGAGNUUCGUACACCCCAGACACAAGACAAGGCUUUUUUUUCUGACCGCAACGAUAGGGCUCACCGCAUAGCAGUCGACUGCUCGUUUGUCCGACACAGCGCUUGUGCCCUUGCUAGCACGCAUUUGGCGUUUCUAACUCAGGCAUCGUCAAUGGUUCACCUGGCCUACUACUACAAGUGUUUGGCACUUCGGGGACUUCGUGAGUCCUUGAGGAUACUCAAUCAGGACAACGUUGAUGCCAUGCUAGCUGCCUCCUACCUGCUGAGCUGGCAAGCUUCUNCAAAGGCCCUAAUUGAGAUGGAAAACUUCGGUCACCAGUCAAAGCUCAGGAGUCUCACUCAACACUCAAGUAAGCAUGUCAAGCUCGAGGCCGGUAACACCGAGUACGCGCCCUUCCCAGAGAACAACGCAGUAGAGCUGGCUUGUUCAACACUCAGGGAACUACAGAAACAAGUCAGCGACGAUCCUGAGCUCCUCCGUGGCACCAAAGAGUUGAUCAAUUUCAUGCAAAACUUGCGAAUAUCUCCACCAGGACCGACAGCCGACGAGCAAUUACAGGCGCUGUAUCCAAUUCGUCAUUGGGUACCAUGGCUUCCAAGAUCGCUGAUCAGUCUGUCCGAUCGUGAACCGCUUAUUCUGAUCUUUCUUGCACAUUACCAUAUGGUCGUUUUAGCAGUUGAGUCGAUUCUCCCAGCCGCGCCAAACUUUACCCUUGCGUCCAAGCGCGUCGAAUUCAUCGAACGACNNUUGGAAACAACGAUCGGCCAAGUAUACAAACCAUCAGAGAAGUUGCCAAAGCCAUCAGGUACUCGGAGACGAAGAGAAAGUCUCGAGAACCUGAUGUCUGGUCCCUCGGCUUUCGCUCGGCAGUUUCAUCUCACCAAUCUGCUGUCUGCGGAGUCGAGUCCAUUGUGGGGAAACACCCAAACCACAAACGGGGAUCAGGGCGCAGAGCCGCAGUGGCAGGACCCUGCCUACAACUCUGUCGACUUCACCCUGUACCGAUAA